AUAGUAAUCUCAUUACAGGUGUUACCUCACGCACAUUUGAGUAAAUUGUCACGAGUCAAAUACCAAGAAAGAUUCGUAAGCUCUCCGCGCGGAGCGCCGGUGUGUGAACGACCUGUCGAAAGGCUAAAUGCCGAUAGGAAAUGUUUGCUAAAAAGAAAAAGAAACCACAGAUAUCUACUCCAACAAAUUUUGAACAUCGUGUACAUACUGGAUUUGAUAAACGUGAAGGAAAAUUCGUUGGACUUCCAUUACAAUGGGCUUCUAUUGUUGGAAACAAUCAAAUUUUAAAAUCUACAAAUAGACCAUUACCUUUGGUAGAUCCAAGUGAAAUUACACCUACAGAAAUUCUAGAUUUAAAAACUAUUGUUCGAGGCCAUAAUGAUCCAAAAGGAAGAACUUUCAGUGGUGAGAAAAACACUGAAAAUGGAUUACCCAAAACUAGUACAGUUGCUAGAUCUAAUUCUCUUCGUUCUUCAAGUCCACCAAAACUUAGAAGAGAUUACAGGCAUAAUAAUAAUUUACCACCCUCUGUGCCAGAAGGUCAAGAAAUGUCAUCAAAUACUAAUCAAAUUCAGGGUUAUACUAAUUUUGGAAAACAACACAAUUACCUUGAUAAAUUGAGACAAAAUUCAUCUAAUGUUACAAGUGGAUUACAUUCCAAUACACAAAACAUGAUUCCAAAUCUUCAAAACCUUAAUCCAAAUAUGCAAUCAUCUCCUAAUUUAACACAUGUUGGUUCAAAUGCACAUUUGUCUUUAAAUUUCCAAAAUUUAAGUCCUAUUAAUACUCCACAAUGUUCUAUACAAAGUCCUAGUACUCCUCAACUUAUAGAUUCUGAAUUUCAUAGGAUAAAUACUCAAAUAUCUAUAACAUCUGGUCAAUAUAAUGGAAAUGUUCAGGCUUCAAAUAUUGAUACUUCUUCAAAGGACCAACAAAUAACUCAAAAUACUCUUUUGCAUAAAUUACAACCUAAAAUCUCACCAGUAGGUUCUAUUGCUUCUCAACGACCAUUAAGCCAAUUAAGUACACAUAAUGUUAAUAAAUAUUCACAAGGAUAUAGUACAUCUGAAAAUUCUUCUAUUUUGCAAUCUCAUAUAAAAAAAUCUAUUGAAACAUCUCAAUCAAUGCAUAAUUUAUCAAAAUCCAAUUUACCAUCUUCUGGAAACAAUUCGAUACCUGAUCAAAAUCAAAAUAUGAAAAGUGCUUUGUCUUCGGGAAAUCUGGCAGUCAGUUCAAGUUCAAAUACAACGAAUAAACAAACAGCGGAACAAAGACUUACUCAUGAACAAUUUAGAGCAGCUUUACAGAUGGUGGUAAGUCGAGGCGAUCCAAGAGAAAAUUUAGAAAAUUUUCUUAAAAUCGGUGAAGGAAGUACAGGAACAGUAUGUAUAGCAACUGAAAAAAAUACAAAUCGACAAGUUGCAGUGAAAAAAAUGGAUUUGAGAAAGCAGCAAAGACGUGAAUUACUUUUUAAUGAAGUAGUUAUCAUGAGAGAUUAUCACCAUCCAAACAUCGUUGAAAUGUAUGAUAGUUUUUUAGUAGAUGACGAAUUAUGGGUCGUAAUGGAAUAUCUUGAAGGAGGAGCGCUUACGGAUAUUGUAACUCAUUCUCGCAUGGAUGAAACUCAAAUUGCCACAGUAUGUUCUCAAUGUUUGAAGCCUCUUGCAUAUUUGCAUUCUCAAGGUGUUAUUCAUAGAGAUAUUAAGUCCGAUUCUAUACUACUAACGGCUGACGGUAGGGUCAAGUUAUCCGAUUUUGGAUUUUGUGCUCAAGUAUCUCAAGAAUUACCCAGGCGAAAGUCUCUCGUUGGAACGCCAUAUUGGAUGAGCCCAGAAGUUAUUUCGAGGUUACCAUACGGUCCUGAAGUGGAUAUUUGGUCAUUAGGUAUAAUGAUUAUCGAAAUGGUUGAUGGAGAGCCACCAUUUUUUAAUGAACCUCCUUUACAAGCUAUGCGACGUAUUAGAGAUAUGCCACCACCAAAAUUAAAAAAUUCUCAUAAAGUCAGUCCACGUCUUCAAGGAUUUCUGGAAAGAAUGCUUGUUCGUGAUCCAGCACAAAGAGCUACAGCAACUGAAUUGUUACAACAUCCGUUUCUUAGGCAAGCACAGAGUCCAAGUAUUUUAAUUCCACUGAUGAGAGGUUCUAGACAUACGAACUGCUAAUAAAUCGGUGUAAAAAAUAAAAAUAAGGGUGGUAAUUAAUUCAUUAAAACGUACAUAGAUUAUAAAAGUAAUCAUAAUUACGAUCUUAUUUUUUAAGUUGUUGUUAGAUGUUACAUUUUAAAAUAUGUAGAAUUUAGAAACAUUUAAGCGAUUUUCAUUGU
This is a messenger RNA of Apis florea (little honeybee), 2323 nucleotides long. It is a transcript of the gene mbt, whose product is annotated as serine/threonine-protein kinase PAK mbt. Lineage: Eukaryota; Metazoa; Arthropoda; Insecta; Hymenoptera; Apidae. The record is from RefSeq and is a predicted model, not a curated record. Gene Ontology annotation, biological process: protein phosphorylation. Gene Ontology annotation, molecular function: protein serine/threonine kinase activity; ATP binding.